Messenger RNA from Ectocarpus sp. CCAP 1310/34, 616 nucleotides. Lineage: Eukaryota; Phaeophyceae; Ectocarpales; Ectocarpaceae. The record is from the annotation of a GenBank genome assembly.
AUGGUAGACGAAGUCGUGGUGAUGAUUAUCGUGAUUUACGUGGAUGACAUUUUGGUGGCUGGGUCUGACGAGGAUUGCGAGGAGUUGCUUGCUUCUCUCAACAAGAAAUUUCCCACCAAAAACCUUGGAGAGUGUCAAUGGUUUGAUGGGUGUGCCAUCGAGAGAGAUGCAGAUGCUGGGACUCUUAGAAUCUCCCAAACCGCGUAUAUCGACAGCAUGGUUGAACGCUUCGAUGUGCAAUCAACUUCCCGCAUCCCCGCUACCCCUGGUGCCGAUCUAGGGCCGAAGCGAGAGGAUGAGGAAGGAGGGGAGUGGCCGGUGAGGGAGGCCAUCGGCAGCAUGAUGUGGGUGUCGACUUUCUCGCGUCCAGACGUCUCGUUCGCCGUGCGUGCGGUAGCGCGCCACGCCCACGCCCCGGCGAAGCGGCACUGGGAUGCCAUACAGAAGAUCCUCGGCUACCUGAAAGGGACGAGGGACCUCGGCAUCACCUACCAACGGGGAUCGGGGUUAGGGCUUACCGUGUACGUAGACGCCAGCUACGCCAACACGGACGAUAGGCGUUCGGUGUCAGGGUUGGCGACGACGGUCGGAGGUACCGUAAUCAGCCAUGGUAGCA